Penicillium bovifimosum is the source of this 834-nucleotide messenger RNA. RefSeq lists its product as uncharacterized. The transcript has 2 exons. Bases 1 to 834 code for a protein of 277 amino acids. Lineage: Eukaryota; Fungi; Ascomycota; Eurotiomycetes; Eurotiales; Aspergillaceae. The record is from RefSeq and is a predicted model, not a curated record.
AUGACCGAAACUCACUUCCGAUACGACAUGGCCUCAUGGCCAGGCAUGGACGGUCUCAUUGAUUUCCAAAUGGGACCAGGAUCGAGCGAUGAUUUCGACUUUCACCCAUUCAUCGCUGGCGAUUUCCCCUUGACCGCAGACGAGGAAUUAGAUCCCUCGUGGACGGAGCAUUCACGCUGGCUGAACGAUUACCCGGCCAAAGUGAGCGCCGCUCAACCAUACCCUCAAUCAUGGUAUGAUGCCGGUCUAGUGAAACAGGACUGUGCAAUGAAUGCGCCUACAAGUCUCUUACACAACAAACCACUCCCCCAAAUAACCGAAACGCCACAAAUCCACACACGCGCAGAUCAACUCACAACACAAAGAGCCCUCUUCAUGACACCAUCCCCAAAUCCCCUACCCUACCCCUUCCCAGGAACGCCCGCUUCAGAUCCCCGGGCCUCCCCAGGACCAAGCCACGCUUCAUCCAGCAGAUGGGAAGGGGAAUUCGAGUGCGAUGAUGCAUACACUUUCCAUUUCGACGCUACACCUACACUAGACAGCCAAUACCAGGCUCAGAAUUCCCGUCCCACCCCAUCGCAUCAUUAUUCCCCCAACGAUGACGAGGAGUGCUUCACCCCGCUAGAGAUGCCGGAUGGAAGUACGCGCUUGACGUCUAAUUGGCUGCCUGUUGAUCAAGACUGUGGAUUCACGAUUGGUUCGACAUUGGCGAACGAUGAUCGCGACGCUGCGUUCCGUUCUGUUAUGGCGGUUGAUGAAAAUGUUGUUGAUUUUGGGAGGAUGAAGGGUGCUUUCUUUACUUCAGAUCCUGCGGCUUGGGGGUUUGAGAGAUGA